Parathielavia appendiculata is the source of this 1308-nucleotide messenger RNA. Its product is annotated as peptide chain release factor eRF/aRF subunit 1. The transcript has 4 exons. Gene Ontology annotation, molecular function: translation release factor activity, codon specific; sequence-specific mRNA binding. The coding region runs from base 1 to 1308 and encodes 435 amino acids. Gene Ontology annotation, biological process: cytoplasmic translational termination. The record is from RefSeq and is a predicted model, not a curated record. Lineage: Eukaryota; Fungi; Ascomycota; Sordariomycetes; Sordariales; Chaetomiaceae. Gene Ontology annotation, cellular component: cytosol; translation release factor complex.
AUGAGCGACCCGAAUGCGAGCGAGGCGGAGAAGAACAUUGAGAUUUGGAAGGUGAAAAAACUCAUUAAGCGGCUCGAGGCUGCCCGCGGAAAUGGCACCAGCAUGAUCUCCCUGAUUAUCCCGCCGAAGGAUCAGAUCUCCCGUGCGGCGAAGAUGUUGGCAGAAGAAUAUGGCACCGCCUCCAACAUCAAGUCUCGCGUCAACCGUCAGUCCGUGCUUUCGGCCAUUACCUCGACCCAGCAACGCCUCAAGCUAUACAACAAGGUCCCUCCGAACGGUCUGGUUGUGUACUGCGGUGAAAUUCUGACCUCCGAAGGCAAGGAGCGCAAGGUCAACAUCGACUUCGAGCCAUUCAAGCCCAUCAACACGUCGCUGUACCUCUGCGACAACAAAUUCCACACCGAGGCUCUUGCUGAGCUGCUCGAGUCGGACCAGAAGUUUGGUUUUAUCGUCAUGGACGGUAAUGGAGCGCUGUUCGGCACCCUCAGUGGUAACACGCGUGAUGUUGUCCAGAAGUUCUCGGUUGAUCUUCCAAAGAAGCACGGCCGUGGUGGUCAGUCGGCACUGCGUUUCGCCCGUUUGCGAGAGGAAAAGCGUCACAACUACGUCCGCAAGGUGGCCGAAUUGGCCGUGCAGAACUUCAUCACCAACGACAAAGUCAACGUGGCCGGCAUUGUGCUGGCUGGUUCUGCCGACUUCAAGAACGAUCUGAACGCGUCCGAUAUGUUUGACCAGCGCUUGCAGGCCAAAGUCAUCAAGGUCGUCGAUGUGUCGUACGGUGGUGAGAACGGCUUCAACCAGGCCAUUGAGCUCUCUUCCGAGACGCUCGGCAAUGUCAAGUUCAUCCAGGAGAAGAAGCUCAUUGGCAAGUACUUUGAGGAGAUCAGCCAGGACACGGGCCGGGUUUGCUACGGUAUUGAGGACACGCUCAAGGCACUGGAGCUGGGCGCUGUGGAGACGCUCAUUGUUUUUGAGAACCUCGAGGUCACGCGGUGGACGCUGAAGGACAGCAACGGCAGCGAAACUAUCCUGCACACCACCAAGCAGCAGGAGCAGGCCAACCGGGACAAAUUCAUGGACAAGGAGACGGGCCAGGAGAUGGAGGUGGUCUCGCAAGAGUCGUUCCUCGAGUGGAUCGCCGAACAUUACAAGGAUUUUGGCACCACGCUCGAGUUCGUCUCGGACCGUUCGACCGAGGGCAACCAGUUCGUCAAGGGCUUUGGCGGCAUUGGUGGCAUUCUCCGGUACAAGGUCAACUUUGAGCAGUUAGCCGAAGUGGAUGACGAUGAUGACUACUACGACGAUUGA